ACCCAGACUCCUUCCUGAAGUCCGCGCGCCUGCAGCGCCUGCCCUCGUCCUCCUCGGAGAUGGGGAGCCAGGACGUGUCCCCUCUGCAGGAGACCAGCAAGGACCCCUUCUCAGGGGACUGCAGCUGCCGCCAGGACGGGCUCACCGUCAUCAUCACCGCCUGCCUGACCUUCGCCACGGGCGUCACCGUGGCCCUCAUCAUGCAGAUCUAUUUUGGGGACCCUCAGCUGUUCCACCGCGGUGCCGUGGUGACGGAUGCGGCGCGCUGCACGGCGCUGGGCACACACGUGCUGGCCCGGCACGGCUCCUCGGUGGACGCCGCCAUCGCCUCGGCCCUGUGUGCCGGCAUCGUCAACCCCCACAGCUCGGGGCUGGGAGGGGGCGGGGUGAUGCUGCUCCACGACAUCCGCAAGAACAGGAGCUGGGUGAUCGACUUCCGUGAGGUGGCUCCGCUGGGCAUCCCGCUGGAACGGGACCUGCAGCAGGACACCAAGCCAGGUCUGCUCGUAGGGGUGCCAGGCAUGAUCCUAGGAAUGCACCAGGCACACCAGUUACAUGGCAGGCUCCCCUGGUCCGAGCUGCUGGGCCUCACGGCCGAUGUUGCCCAGAAUGGCUUUAAUGUCACACAUGACCUGGCCAGAGCCCUGAGUGAGCUGAAGGAGCUGGAGCUCUCGGAGCGAUUCCAGGAGCUGUUCCUGCCCGGGGGGCAGCCCCUGCUGCCCGGGAUGUUCGUGCGGCGCCUGGACCUGGCGGCCGUGCUGCAGCUGCUGGGGACACAGGGGGUGGCAGCCUUCUACAGCGGGAACUUGACCCAGGAGAUGGUCUCUGAGGUCCAGAGCCAUGGAGGAGUCCUGGUGGAGGAGGAUUUCAGCAAUUACAGUGUCACUGUGGAGGAGCCUGUGCACACAACCUAUCGAGGGCACCUGGUUUUCACCCCCCCACCUCCACAUGCAGGUCCUGCACUGAUCUCAGCACUGAACAUCCUCGAGGGCUUUAACAUCACAAGGCAAGGAUCCAGAGGGAAUAUCUUGCACUGGAUGGUGGAGACACUAAAAAUAGCCCUGAGUCUGGCGAGCAACCUGGGAGACCCAUCUGGUGACGUGUCUGUCACUCACACAGCAGAAGGCAUGGUGAGUAAAUCAGAAGCCAAUUCCCUGCGCCAGCUGAUCAAUGACUCCCAGUCCUUCCUGUCCACACCUCCCUUCCCCCUGGAGAGUGGGGCUGCUGCCAGCCAGGUCCUGGUCAUGGGCCCCGAUGACUUCAUCGUCACCGUGGUCAGCUCUUUGAAUCGUCCCUUUGGCAGUGGAAUAGUAACACCCUCUGGAAUCCUCCUGAACAGCCAGAUGUUGGACUUCUCCUGGCAGAAUCAAACAAUGAACCACUCCAUUCCCAGGCCGCCCAACGUGGCUCAGCC
Zonotrichia albicollis (white-throated sparrow) is the source of this 1414-nucleotide messenger RNA. Lineage: Eukaryota; Metazoa; Chordata; Aves; Passeriformes; Passerellidae. The record is from RefSeq and is a predicted model, not a curated record.